UACUAACGACUUAAUUUGUCAUAUUGAAAUUUACUAUACAUAACCAACAAUUUUAUCGAUAUUGUUUUUUUCGCACUAUCACUCUACUAUUCAUAUUGUUUUAAAAAUAUCAAUAUCAAUAUCAAAAAUGGCAUGUAAAAGAUCUUCAGAUGAACCUUCGGAAUGCAACAGCUUUCUUCAAAGCUCUAAACGGAUGGGCCAAGUUGCAACGAACUUUUUGUCCAUCUCUGCCUCAAUGGAUCAAGUAGAUGACUUGCCAGUUACACAGAUAGUGUUUCCAUCAGAAAUGCAGUCUGUUUCACAAGUUCAACCGUUACUGCAUUCAUCUUCUUCCUUUUCUUUACCAUCUCAAAAAACUGGGAUAGACCAAAUAAAUAACUUUAUUCGGAAAGCAAAUUUUGAACCCAAUACUGUUGAAGGCAUUCAAUUUAUAGUGAACUCCAUGUACAGAAAACUUUGUGGGUUGGAAACAGAAAUGCGUUCCAUGCGUUCAAUUUUAGACACUAAUAAUGGUAAUAAAGAAAAUAUUAAUAUAGAUUAUUUACCAGCUAAUUCAGUUGAAGAGUUUGACUCACUAGAAAAUAAAAUAAUUAACUCUAAUGAUAAAGAUAUCAUUUGCAGAAAGUUAAAGCAAAUUGAUAGGAGAAAUGUAAGUGACUUUUUAAAAAAUGCUUUAAAAACUUGUUUAACAGACAAGCUGUGCUGCAGCAUUAAUUGAACUGGUGCAGAUAAAAAGUGUAGGUUUAUAGGACCAGUCGAAAGUUUGAUUUUUGAUGCAGCUUACUGUUUAUUUCCAACUGCCACUGAAUCCAGUAUGACUAUAAUAAUUGCGAAACACUUGAAAAAGUCUAAAGAUCGUUAUUUUGCUGCAAGAAAGAGAAGUUCUUCUUUAACAAGUGGUAUACAAAUACACAGUCCUGUUAGAAAAAAAAGAAAUUUAAACACUGACUCAUGUAGUGAUUCCAGUGAACUUAUUUUUUUUGUUUAUUUGUUCUAUUAUUUUUUAUUGACUUUUUUUUUUUUAGAUAUUUUAUUUGUUACAACU
Molecule: messenger RNA, 1045 nt
Organism: Hydra vulgaris (swiftwater hydra)
Lineage: Eukaryota; Metazoa; Cnidaria; Hydrozoa; Anthoathecata; Hydridae
Source: RefSeq, a predicted model, not a curated record